UUCUCUAAAUAUUUGUUUCAAACCGUCAACAAAGAAGACUCACGUCGACACCUAGCUAACUUUGUCUGCUUACUCUUUGUUUCAAAACGAUUCCUUUUGGGAGAGAAGAAGAAAGAAAUUAAGAAGAAAAAUGGUGGAAGAGCGUGAGAAGAUGGUACUCAUCCCUUCUUCCACUACUAAUGAAUGGCCACAGAUAGAUGAGAAAAAUAACUUGAUGAUGGCCUCAAAUGGUGGUACUAGAGAUAUGGAGAAACCAAUUUUAGAUCCGCAACAACAGCAGCAGCAGCAACAACAACCACCACCACCACCACAUCUUAAAUGUCCUCGUUGUGAUUCGUUGAAUACUAAGUUUUGUUACUACAAUAAUUACAGUUUGUCUCAGCCAAGGCACUUUUGCAAGGCUUGUAAAAGGUAUUGGACUAGAGGAGGGACCUUGAGGAAUGUACCAGUGGGAGGUGGCUGUAGGAAGAACAAGAGAAUCAAGAGACCAUCAGUUAAUUCUUCAUCUUCUACUCAUGAUAUUACUACUUCAUCAGCUCACAAUACUGGUCUUACUACUAAUACUACUACAAACCCUAGCCAUCAUCAUCAUCUUCAUGGAGCCCAUAAUAUUGAUCUAUCUUCUACAACCUCAUCAAAUCAUCUUAAUCCUUUAUUUUAUGGGUUAAACACUGAUCAGAGGUCUGAUCUCAACAUUCCAUUUGCAAGGCUUUUCAAUUCUAGGGUUUCGACUCAUGCUGCAGCCGAUGAGGGACAAGUGUAUUCUCUAGCAGACAGUAUUCCUGGAUUAAUGGAUCGUCGUAUCGGGCUAGGGUUUUCUUCUACUGGAGGACUUAUGGGUGAGAAUAAUUAUGGGCAUGGGUUCAAUCCCAUUAAGCAAAUCCAAGAUGUUAUGACUAGUAAUUCUACAACUUCAAGUUCACUUCUUUCAAGCUACCCCAUGUUUGGAUCUUCAUCAACUUCAAGUAAUUCAACUUCAACUAUGGCUUCUCUUAUAGCUUCCAGCCUUCAGCAACAGAAGUUCAUGUCCAACGGUAACAAUUUUCACAACUUGGCUCCUAAUUAUGAGGAAUUUCAAAUGUCAAGGGACAAUAAUAAUGUUCAUGAAGGUGGAAAUAGGAAUAUCACAAUAUUGAAAGAAGAGAAAAUGGAAGGUGAUGGCCAAAACAGGUUGAACUGGAAUAAUCUUUCAAACCAUCAUCAGAAUCAUCAGAUUCAUGAACAAAUCAUUAAUUCCAAUGACCCUUCACUUUCUUGGAAUGGUGCUUGGCUUGAUCCUUCAAAUAUGGGGUCUAAUUCAGUCCCUUCUCUCAUCUAGGACAAGUACAUUAUUUGUCUUUUUCCUUGAUCUGCCUCUCCUUUUUAUUAACAUGUGUCUUUCCUAGCUAGGUAGGUACUUUUCAUUCAUGUUGCUUGGAUCCUCCGAGAAUGUCGCUGUACUUGUGUCUGAUACACAUAUCCAGCGGAAUUUUUGGAGUAUCCAAGCAACAUAACUUCUUAUUUAUCUUCUUUUCCUCCCUUCUACUAAAAUGUCAAGACUAUAGAGAAAGAAGGCAACUUGACUUCAUAUUGAUGGGAAGAGUUGGAUCGGAGUGAUCAUGUCAGCUGCAAGAAAAUUUUCAGCCCUACUAAUUUUUACAGUCAAAAGGUUGAAGAAUUCUCUCAUUUUGCGCUGAGAGGAACCUCGGAUCCUAUUCAUCUCGUCACAAAACCACGUUUUCUUUAUCAUGAAGGGUCCAACAUUAAGAGUUGAAGAAGAAGCUGAGUACCAUUUCUAGUUCUAGUGAGUUAGUUUUAAUCUUAAUCUUAUUUUGUAUGUAUAUAGAUGCAUAACGAUUCCAUUUUUCUUGAUGUAAUUUUUUCAGAAUGUGUAAUAGGUUUGGGGUGGGGGUUUACAAUGUUGGAGUCCUCAUACAAGAGGAAUUAACCAACAAUGACAAUUUUUCUUAAGUUGAGUUUUUAUUUUCUUUUUUCCAUUUUCUGAGAAAUUCUUCCUCGUAGUUUAGGGGAAAAUGGUUGGGGUAUAUUUGGGUAUAGAAGAGAGGGAGACGUUGUUUUAAUAUGAUUAUCAUUUUACUAAGUUGGCCAUGCCAUUUACUUGUU
Lycium barbarum (goji berry) is the source of this 2103-nucleotide messenger RNA. RefSeq names its product dof zinc finger protein DOF1.4-like. Gene Ontology annotation, molecular function: DNA-binding transcription factor activity; DNA binding. The transcript is spliced from 2 exons. The record is from RefSeq and is a predicted model, not a curated record. NCBI's taxonomy places the organism in Eukaryota, Viridiplantae, Streptophyta, Magnoliopsida, Solanales, Solanaceae. The coding region runs from base 131 to 1318 and encodes 395 amino acids. Gene Ontology annotation, biological process: regulation of DNA-templated transcription.